Messenger RNA from Bufo bufo (common toad), 2860 nucleotides. RefSeq names its product protein tyrosine kinase 6 (gene PTK6). Gene Ontology annotation, biological process: protein phosphorylation; innate immune response; cell surface receptor protein tyrosine kinase signaling pathway. The record is from RefSeq and is a predicted model, not a curated record. The coding region runs from base 333 to 1619 and encodes 428 amino acids. The transcript has 8 exons. Gene Ontology annotation, molecular function: signaling receptor binding; ATP binding; non-membrane spanning protein tyrosine kinase activity. Lineage: Eukaryota; Metazoa; Chordata; Amphibia; Anura; Bufonidae. Gene Ontology annotation, cellular component: extrinsic component of cytoplasmic side of plasma membrane.
CUUCGGAUAUUUACAUAUUUCAUUUGACCUUCUAUCUUCAAGUUCUCUCUGUCUACACCCAUGUUACAAUGAUUCCCAAACUGGAAAGUCCAGGCUGAUGAAACUCUCUCUUCUCUUCUUGGCUGACUUGGGCAGAUUAUAUUUGAGGCUGUUUAGUACACCAUAUACCACCAUGUGUGCCUAUGUAGACAUGAACCAGCCAACCUAUAGAUGUGUUAGUGUAUGGGACUUCAAAGGUUCUUCCCAUGAACUGCUGAGUUUCAAAGCUGGUGAACAUUUCCAUGCUCUGGACAGAAGUGGGGACUGGUGGCUUGUGGAGAGACUGAGAGGAGAUGGCAGUAGGACUGGCGAGAAAGGAUACGUGCCAUAUAAUUACAUGGCGGAAGAAGGAACGGUGGAAGAGCAGUCGUAAAUGGUUUUUCGGAGAACUGUCACGGACAGAGGCUGUAAAUCUCCUGUUGAAAAAUGGAAAUAGGACCGGAUCCUUCCUGUUUCGUGUUAGUGACAAGCAUGGCUUUAUGUACGCUUUAUCAGUGCGCUCUCAGAACACUGUAAAGCACUUCAAGAUCUUCAGGGAUGAGCAGGGGGAAUAUCACUUGAACAGGUUGCACUUCUUUGCGGAUUUGAGUAAACUAACUGAAUUCUACAAAGUGAAGCCUUUAGCAAAUGACCUAGUGCUGACACAUCCAUGUUUGAAGGAUGAGCCCACAGCUACGGAGCUGUGCCUACUUCCGGAUGAUGAGUGGGAGAGACCCAGGGAGGAGUUUCAACUGGAACAAGAGCUGGGAUCGGGGAACUUUUCCAAGGUCUUUGAAGGAUACUGGCUUGGAAAAGUCAAAAUUAAAGUAGCAAUUAAGACAGUUAAUCAAGAUGCAACCAGUCGGGAAACCUUUGUGAGCGAGACGUCAUUUCUGAAGACCCUUCGGCAUCGUAACUUGUUAUCCCUAUACGCUGUAUGUUCGGUGGGAAACCCUUUUUAUAUAAUCACUGAGCUUAUGUCCAAGGGGGACCUGCUUUCAUUUCUGCGGAGUGACGAGGGGAAGCAGCUAAAUAUGGACGGGCUCCUGGAUAUAGCAGGGCAGAUCGUCGAUGGAAUGGAUUACCUUGAGACAAAGAACUGUGUCCAUCGUGACUUGGCUGCCAGAAAUGUCCUCGUUGGACACAACAACAUCUGCAAGAUCGCAGACUUUGGCUUGGCAAGGUUUAUUAAAGAUGAAGCUUAUUUAUCCUUUUCCAAGCAAAUACCUUAUAGAUGGACAGCGCCGGAGGCAUUGGCCUAUGGCCGUUAUACCCUCAAGUCAGACGUUUGGUCUUUUGGAGUUUUGUUAUAUGAGAUAAUGUCCCGGGGGGCUAAACCAUACACAGGUAUUGAAAACUCUGAAUUGCUUCUAUACUUAAAACAAGGCAACCGCUUACCAGCUCCCUCAAAUUGCUCAGCUAAAAUCUACAAAGUUAUGUUGGAUUGUUGGCAUGAAAACCCAGAAAAUAGACCAUCGUUUAAUGAACUGAAGACAUAUAUAGACAACCUGGCAAACUAUGAGCCUCCUGAGGAUUCCAUCAAACCUUCUUCUAAGCCAAAGGGAUGGAUCCGCAAGCUGAAGAAGCAAGUUAUUAAAUGAGCCUUGUGCUGAACUCUGCAGGGUCGACACCUGAAAUUCACAGACCAAGGGCAUUGCUAGGAUCUUAAAUACCAGGGUAUGGGCCCCCAGGUAUCAUCCACAUACUGCACAGUUGCAUAUACACACAAUCACACACUACAGGUACAUUGUGCACACACAUAACACACGGUACAUCCACAAAGACACUGGAAAAACACAGCCGGUCACAUAAUUGUGCACACCUACGGACAUGAAACACUAGCCACAGCCAUCCAUCUUUAUUGUGUUUUUCCCAUGCACACUGGCACAUUGGCCAAGAACUUGGCAGGGAACUAAAUUACAGCUCCAUUUGACUGAAAUGCAUUCAGAUCCCUCACAGUCAGGUGGACAGGACUGUGCAGGGAAAGCUCAGAAGGUGACAUAUUCCUAAAUCUCGGCUGUGUCCUCAUUCUCAGGAUGGAUGGGGGUCCCCGAGGUCAAACCCCACUGAAUAUGAAGUAAUGGCACAUCCAAGUGGUAUGCCAUCUCUUUAUUAGAUGUGUAAAGCCCUUUAAGAGAGCAUUGUAAAGUGGUGUGGACUUUCCUUCAAAUCCCCUGUCUGGUCACUCCUUGAUCAUCCCUGGUCAUCCCCUGCUAUAAACUAUGAGCUGAUAAAAAUGACUUCCUCAUGCCUACGCAUGGUUUUACACGACCGGAUGCAAAAUGAGCACCUAUUGAUGAAAAAACGAAUUGGCACUUGUUUACAGAACCUUUAGACAGACUGAUGGAAGUGGCAUGGGGGUGGAGCACAUGCCCUGUUUACAUGGAGCAAUGUUCUGCUGACCAACGAGUAUUUUUAUGCCCAGAGAAAAAAAUCUGAUGAGCCACACUGAUCGCUGCCCUGUCUACACUGUACAAUGAUCUGGAACAAGCCUUCUUACUAACACAUCUUUUCAUUCAUUUGCCUGUUUAAAAGGGCCAGAACUCAAGCAUUUGUAACCUGCAAUCAGUUUCUGAGCGGCUACCUCUUCAUUCAAGGGGUUGUCUGGCAAUCAUAAAAAAAAAAAAAAAAAUCAGAAUGCUGAUCACUUCACUGAACGCCUGCCAUCCUGCUCCAAUGCUUUCUGGGUACCCCACGAGUCUUUAGUGUCUGGUCCCUCUUGACAUGGAAAUGUGACACCUCAGCCAAACACUGGCUGAGGUGGGUCACAGAUGCAGCCAGUGACUGGCAAAGAGCUUACAUUUACUGUGUCGAGAGGGACCGGAAAAUAGAUAUUGGUGAA